Arabis nemorensis is the source of this 2631-nucleotide messenger RNA. The record is from the annotation of a GenBank genome assembly. Lineage: Eukaryota; Viridiplantae; Streptophyta; Magnoliopsida; Brassicales; Brassicaceae.
AUGGCGAAAUCAACGCUUCGUCACCCGCAAUUUUUCCACACACUUGUUCCUGGCUUUCACACUCACCUCAUAAUACCUGUAGACUUCUUCUGCAAGUACAUUCAAGUAAAAGGCGUGGAGGAUACGGCGGAGCUCAAAUCUGACUCGUCGGACAUAACCUGGAAAGUGAAGAUGUCUGGUCGGAGACUUAGUGACGGUUGGAAAGAGUUCGCCGUCGCUAAUAAUCUUCAGAUCGGUGAUGUCCUCCUUGUCAGAUAUGAAGGAGAUUUGGUGUUCUUUGUUUCGGAUUUAGGACCCAAUUGCUCUGAGACUCGAGACAUAGCUCCUCCUCCAACUCCAAGCAACAACAAUGUAGUUCAGGGUGUUAUUGAGCUUCCUAGAAAGAAGAAACUGAAAAAGAAAAGUCCGGAAACAGAAGCAGGUUCUUCUUCUUCAUCAGACAAGUCAUGUUUUGUGGCCAUUGUCACAGCUUCGAGUCUACGCACAGAUACAUUGUAUCUUCCACAAUAUUUCACAAACUCUAAUGGUCUUACAAGAAAAUGCUGCAAGAUUGUUUUAAUAGAUGGAGGGGAAAGAUCAUGGGCAUUGGACCUAAGGUUCAACAACUCAUCUGAUACUUUUUACAUAAGCCGAGGGUGGAGAAAUUUCUGUGACGAAAACGGUCAAAAAGCAGGAGGCUUCUUUAUGUUUAAACUAGUGGGAAGCGGGGAAACGCCUGUGCUCAGUUUCUGCCCUACAGAAUCUUAUAAUGAUAGAAAGCAAAGAGACUGUGCUGAAGCUAGUGGGAGAGAGUCUCUUUCCCCAGAAGUCAGCUGUGAGGAAGAGAACAUAGAAGUGAUAGAGAUAGAGAGCAGUGAGGACGAGUGCAGCUUAAUGGAGUCGUUGUUGGAGAUAGAAAAAACAAAGUAUAGUCCGAAACGAAAAGUUUUAUCAUAUUCAUCAUAUUCACCAUGUCAUAAGAGAUUGGUUACUUUCGCACUUCCACCUGAUUAUAUCAGAAUCCGUAGAUUGACCCUUCCAAUGCCAUUCCUGAGGGAGAAUGACAUCAGCAAGCCUGGGGAGAUAUAUCUAUUGGGAAAAGAUGGUACAAAGUGGCUGACAAACCUUCUACUGGACAAGAAAGGAUCAAUGCGUUUGGGAAAAGGUUGGAAAGAAUUUGUUAAAGCAAACGGCGUAAAGACGGGCUUCACGCUCAAGUUGAUAUGGGAAGACACAACUCCUGUGUUUAGUUUAUGCGAUGUAGAAUCUACCAUUGACAGAGAGCAAGAAGAGUUUUCAAAAUCUAACGAGAAAGAGUCUCUUUUCGUAGAUCCUAGCAAAAGCGACAAGAUCAACAAGGAUGAGAAUAACAAAGAGGAGAGCAGGUCAUGGGAGAGAAACAAGAAUUAUCUGAGAGGGAAAGAUUCAACUCCAAGCAAAGAUCAACUUGUGAAACUAACAAUUACACCAGCCAGCGUCAGAAAGUGUAGACUUGGUCUUUCAAAGUGUUUCACGAAGGAGAAUGACAUCAGCAAGCCUGGGAUGAUUACUCUGUCGGGCAAAGAUGGUAUAAAGCAUGAGACGAAAUUGCUACUCGAGAAACGGAGAGGAGCCAUGGCUUUGGGAGACGGCUGGAAAUCUUUUGUUAAUGAAAACGGCUUGAAGACGGGUGACUCCUUCACGCUCAAGUUGGUUUGGGAAGACUCAACUCCUGUGCUCAGCUUGUUCCCUGCAGAACGUAGCAUUGGCAAAGGAGGAGGAGGGUGUUCAGAAACAAACCAGAAAAAGUCUCUUCCCAUAGAACCUAGCAGCUAUAAAAAAAUCAGCAAAGACGAGGAUAUCAAUGACGACAACAGCAAAGAGAAAAACAACAAUGAGGAAAACAGCAAAGAGGAGAACAAGUCAGUGGAGAGAGAGAAGACUCAUCUGAGAGGGAGAGAUUCAACUCCACCGAGCCAAAAACAAUUUGUGACAAUUAAAAUUACACCUUCCAGUUUCAGAAACUGCAGACUGAUUCUUCCAGCGCAAUUUGUGAGGGAGAAUAGCAUGAACAAGCCUGGAAUAAUAUAUCUCGUGGGUAAAGAUGGUACGAGGUGGCUGACAAACCUUCUACGGGACAAGAAAGGAACAAUGAGUUUGGGAAAUGGUUGGAAAGAUUUUGGUGUAGCACAUGACCUAAAGUCACGCGAAUCCUUUACGAUGGAGUUAAUAUGGGAAGAGGCAACUCCGAUACUCAGUUGGGCUCGUACAGAGUCUUGUAUUUCAAAAGCUAAUGAGAAAGAGUCAGUUUCCACAGAACCUAGAAGCAGAGAUUCAUCCUCGGCAACCCAAAACCAGUUCGUGACAUUAGCACUUACGCCUGAAGAUGUCAGAGCGUGUCAACUGCAUCUUCCGAGUCAGUUCAUGAAGGCUAAUGGCAUCAACAAACUCGGGAGGAUAACUCUGUUGGGUGAAAACGGAAUGGAAUGGUCCGCGUAUCUACUGUCAAAAGAUGGAACGGUCGCUUUGGGAAAUGGUUGGGAUGAGUUUUGUGAAGCUAAUGGAGUGAACUUAGGAGAGUCUUUCACUUUACAGUUCUUUAGUGAACAAGACAAAACAAGCCCUGUACUCAAGUUUUGUUCUCGAGAGAAUAAAUACAAAAAUGUUAAAUAG